Messenger RNA from Fonsecaea erecta, 1266 nucleotides. RefSeq lists its product as hypothetical. Gene Ontology annotation, biological process: proteolysis. The record is from RefSeq and is a predicted model, not a curated record. Bases 1 to 1266 code for a protein of 421 amino acids. NCBI's taxonomy places the organism in Eukaryota, Fungi, Ascomycota, Eurotiomycetes, Chaetothyriales, Herpotrichiellaceae. The transcript has a single exon. Gene Ontology annotation, molecular function: cysteine-type peptidase activity.
AUGGAGAUCACCGAGCCCCGACAACUAGAGGUCUACGAAAGCUCGGACGAAGAUGAGCCAGAUACAAACACUAGAAUAUUCAAUGAGCAGAGCGGUGAAACCUUUAUGGAGAAUGUGUUUGCUAUCCCCACAGACUAUGAUAAUCUAACGGACGGAGGAAGUCAGAGAGCCGUCAGUAACAUCCAGGCAGAUCCUAACCAUAUGAGCUCUCUGGAUAACCAUAUAGCGCCAACCUCCUCGCCUAGAGCUAGUUUGGACUGGGGAGAUCUUAGCAACAUUCAGCCAAGUUCUCCAAUGCCAUAUAGCGAUAUGGACAACUCCAAUAGAUUAUUUAAGGACCUAUUUCUAGGGGAGGAUCAACCUAUUUCACCUGCAAGUGACUUCUUCAUUUCCACUGGCCACCAAUCUGGGCUACGACUACCUACGCACGCUCCGCCGACAAUAGUCACUACUUCAUCACCUAGCUCUCCAGAAGAUGCGUCAGAGCACGAAUCUAAUCAUUUUGGUGAAGACAAUCAUCCGCCCAGAACGGAACACGGUAGGGUACAGCGACAUACAGGCAUUUCCCUUCCACAACGGCCUUCAACGUCAACCCGAAGCGAGUCUCUCCAAGGAAGACCCACCCCAGCCCCCUCGGUACUAGAGGGGUCCCGCGAUCAAUCCUUGGCGCCAAGAUCAUCCGCCACCCCGAAUAGUAUCUCUAUCACGAGUGGUUCCGUACCGCCCCGGUCUAGUGAGACGGAAGACCACUCCAUAGUGGCCACUAGUCCUGGAAAAAUAGCACGUCUUCGAAAUACAGAUCCCAAUGUGCCUGAUGAAGAGAUUGUCCAGGACGUUCAGGAGUUGAUUGAAUUUGGUAUCCAGAGCUAUAAGGACAUUUUAUGGAAAACAGUCCGGCCAGAGGACGCGGAAAAGACUUUGACGAAAUUUCGGCCAGGCGAAUGGUUGAGCGACGAUGCGGUUAUGGAAACAGUCUACCGUCUAACCAAUGAGCGCACUGAUGUGCACGUCAUUGAAAGUCAUGACUUCAAUGCCGUAUAUGAGAAAUGCGAUACCAGCAGACUUCGCAGGUGGGAGUCAGCCUCGAUCGUCUUAAUUCCAGUACACCAGCUUUCACACUGGUUUCUUAUCAGUCUAAACUUUGAGGAUCGCAAGAUUACUAUGCACGAGGCAGAUGAUCCGAACUACCGAAACAUUGAGCUGUUUAUAUCUUCGCUGGUUGAUAACACGGGCGAAUGGACGGUAGAGUAUCAAAGUGUGAGUUGA